AUAAAAUAGUUACGAGCAUUUUAUAAGUUGUGAUCUUAAUUUUGAUCUUACACAAGGAUGGCCAAAUGAAAAAUAAUGACUUUAUACAUAAUCAAAUUAAAUCGAGGACAAAGGGAUUAUUAUGAUGAAAGUUAUGAGACGUGGAUUUCGGAUACAUAAAACUUGAGAAAAAAUCGUUGAAAAUAUUUUAUUUAAAUGUUUAUAAUUACACAUGUUAUAAUUGUUAAUAAGAGCUUAUGUUAAGUUUUAUUUAGAUGGUUGAGGUUGAUGGGCGUGUUGUACAAAGUUCUGAAUUUAUUUCGUUCCAUUUUGUGAACUUGAAAGAGUCUGCUGGGCACUGAUUCAUUCAGGAAUUUGAAUAAAUAGUUCUAGAAAAGGAGGGCAAUAUAACUUCAAUGUGUGGAAAUGGAUGUUAAUUUAAAACAAAAAAAUUAGGUCAUAGCAUUCAUUGAUAUGUGCUUUUAAUAUUUUUAUUAUACCAUACAGAGUAAAAUUAGUGUAUGAUAUAAUUUUACAUGACUAACAUGUCAUAUGGAAAUAGUGUUUGUAUUAAUAAUAACUUAGGUCAGAAUUCUGUAAUCAGAGUAUUAAAUGAUACAGAAUUAUCUGAGUCAUAAAAUGGAUAUAACAGUGAUACAUAUCCACUGGUAUGAUUGUGACUGAAUUGUAUGGAGUCAUUUUCAGUGAUUUAUCUAAAUGUGUGAGGAUAUGGAUUUGGACUAAUUUUGUCACCUAUUGCUAGCAAGGAAAGAAUGAGUGAUGUUAAAAGCCAAGCAGUUGAAGUGUACAAGAAACAUCUACUUAGUAAAGAAAGCCAUGAAUGGGAUACUGACCAGAACACAGAGGAGAGACUAGUCCAGGUCAAAGCUUUUGUGCUGGCAUUUCUGUGUACCUGCGCCCCUGAAAAUAAGUUUCAGUAUAUCGAAAUUCAGGAUAUCAUAUUAAAGAGUGCAUCAAUGCCCAAUUUUGUGGCGACAAAGUGUGGUGAAGCGUUUCGUCAUGUGGAGGGUUAUAUUAUUCUUCUGUGUCUUAUGCCAUGGAAACAGGAGUUUUGUAAAUUAAAGAAAUAUGGAGGAUUUUUUCGUACAAAAGUGGAAUCACAUCUUAAAAAUGUGGAGUCCCUGUUUCGAAAGAUUGGAUACAGAGAGUCUUCUAGUCAGCUCCUUAAGUUAGACGUUGUGCCUCCUCCUGAUAUUCUCUUGUAUAUCGCGUUUGAAUGCUUAAUGGCGUCAGUGGAGUGUGAAAUAAUAGGUGAAAUAUGGAAUUUAGUCGAGCAUACUGGAAUAAAGGUUUUUGAAGUGGUAAAAUUUCGAUUACAAACACAGGGGUCCGCGACAUCCACUGCAGAAAUAAUUUGCUCAAAGUAUGGAAUGAAAGUUCCUCAAAAUGUUAAACUAGCCGAAGGUAUCGGAACUGAUCAACAUGUUAGUCGAGGUUCAAGCAGCAAUGAUUUAAGUAAAGGUAUUGGUCUUUCUAAGGGAGUUAAUUUGGAUAAUAAAACUGGUGUUAAAGGUAAAUCAACUGAAGAUUUUAGAAAUCGGUUGCAACAACAUUUGCAAUUAAUUGAUAUUCCUUAUAUGGAUGAAGAAACAAAAGAACUUGACGCUGAGUGUGGUGAUAUUGACGAACAUGUAUUGGCAAGUAUAAAACAUCUGGACGACAAACACGUGACUCCAGUUGAAAAGCAGGAAGAAGUUGUUAAUCCGCUUAAACCAUCGCAGGAAUGGUCUUUUGUGAAUGAAGGUUUAAUGCAAAAAUAUGGUGAAAAGUAUUUCGAAGGUCCCAGAAAAGAUUUUCUGAAGAAAACUCCUCUAGUGGAGGAUGUGAGUGGUAAACCGACUUAUGUUCGUAUUGGAGCUUCUCAUGUGUAUGCCAAUGAAGCAGCCGAAAGAUUUGCAAAGCUACCUUACAGCACCCAAAUUAAUGAUGUUAAAAGUCAUCAAAUCUUGAGUAAAGACUCAGGAUUCGUUACUAACUCGACGAGAGAGCCUUUUACUGAAGCAAAUCUUUCUCACAGUUCUAACAUACCGAAUGUCACUCAUCCUCAUAGUAACCCACAUAAUUAUCAAGGCAACCGUUUUUCUGAGCCAUCCCCUAGCAACAAUAACCUAUCAUAUGAAGGCCAAGUUCGAAGGCAAAAACUGCCAUCGGCGUCAGAAGUUCUCCAAAGGUCAACACAGUCUGGAUCACACACGAUACCGUUUGCAUACCCUGCAAAAAACACUGUACCUACUGGAAGCUUUACGGCUCCAGUGAAUAUUCGGUCUGUCAGUGACAGCUCCAACCCUUUAAAUGUUAAAUAUCCGCCCCAGAUUUUGAGUACAGGCAGCACUCGUGCUGUUGGUUGGUCCUGCAAAUACUGCACUUUCAAAAAUUCAUUAGAUUGGACCGUGUGUGAAAUAUGUGGGAAGAGCAGGGGCAGCCUCGAGUUGGAUGGUCCGCCCUUAGUCGGGUACACGUCACGGAUAUGCGUGCACUGUACGCUGGAAAAUGACGUCAAUACCACGAACUGUCAUGCCUGCGGUGCAGCAUUGAGUGGGUCCCAAACAGUAGUCUAGGUGUAUAACUUGAGUUUAUUUAUUUAAAUUAUGAACCUAUAACUAAUUAGGCUUAAUAUGUUUUUCAUCUGUGUGACCUCCAAUCCACAUUUUUAGCUCACCUGAUUACUCAGGUGAGCUUUUGUGACCGGUCUUUGUCCGUCGUCCGUCCAUCCGUCCGUCCACAUUUGUUCGUUAACACUCUACAGGCCACAUUUAUUGUCCGAUCUUCAUGAAACUUGGUCAGAAGAUUUCUCCCAAUGAUAUCUCGAUCAAGUUCGAAACUGGGUCAUGCUGGGUCAAAAACUAGGUCACUAGGUCAAAAAAAAGAAAAACCUUGUAAACACUGUAGAAGUCACAUUUAUGCACAAUCUUCAUAUAACUUUGUCAAAAUGUUUGCCUUAUUGAUAUGUUGGUUGAGUUCAAAAGAUGUUCCGGUUCGUUGAAAAACAUGGCCACCAGUGGGCUGGGCAGUUUUCCUUAUUUGGCUAUAGAGAAAUCUUGUAAACACUCUGGAAGUCAAUAUUUUUGCCCAAUCAUCAUGAAAGUUGGUCAAAACAUAGGUUUUACUGAUAUCUCGGACGCGUUUGAAAAUGGUCCAUAUCGGUGAAAAAACAUGGCCGCCAGUGGGCGGGGCAUUUUUCUAUAUACAUUUGUAUGUAUAUAGUGAAAACAACGCUCUAGAAGUCACAUUUUUGGCCCAAUUUUCAUGAAAGUUGGUCAAAAUGUUUGCCUUAAUGAUAUGUUGGUUGAUUUCAAAAGUGGUUUCGGUCCGUUGAAAAACAUGGCCGCCAGUGGGGGGGGCAGUCUUCCUUAUUUUCCUAUAGAGAAACCUUGUAAACACUCUAGAAGUCACAAUUUUUGGCCAAUCAUCAUGAAAGUUGGUCAAAACAUUGGUUUUAUUGCUAUCUCAGACGAGUUUGAAAAUGGUCCAGAUGAGUGAAAAAACAUGGCCGUCAGUGGGCGGGGUAUUUUUCUCUAUAUAUACAUGCAUAUUGUGAAAACAUGUGAACACUCUAGAAGUCACAUUUUUGGCCCAAUAUGCAUGAAAUUUGGUCAGAACAUUUGUUUUCUUGAUACGAGAGUUGAGUUUGAAAAUGGUUCCGGUCAGUUGAAUAACAUGGCUGCCAGGGGGGAGGGCAGUUUUCUUAUAUUUAUAUAGUAAAAAAAGCUUGUGAACUUUCUAGAAGUCACAUUAUUUGCUCAAUCAUCAUGAAACUUGGUGAAAAGAUUGGUUGUAUAUAUAUCUCAUAUGAGUUCGCAAAUGGUCCGGAUCGGUAAUAAAACAUGGCCAUUAGGGAGUUGGGGCAGUUUUCCUUAUGUGACUCGAGGGAAACCUUGUGAUCGAACACUUUAGAAGUCACAUUUUUUGCCUAAUCAUCGUAAAACUUAGUCAAUACAUUGGUUUUAUUGAUUUCUCGGACAAGUUGGAAAAUGGCUCAAAUCGGUGAAACACACUUUUUAGCUCACAGGAUUGCUCAGGUGAGGUUUUAUUAAGGACUGGUUUAGGACACUCUAGCAUUCACAUUUCUCAAGCAUUCUUUAUCAAAGUUGCUGAAAGAUCUAUAUCAAGUUUGAUAAUGAGCAAAAUCACAUGAUUAAUGCCAUAAUUAUUGCCCUUAGAUUGUUCAAAUUAUCUUUAUAUUAUACAAAAUCUUUGUAAACACUCUAGAGGUCACAAUUUUGUUUCAGAUUUUAAGAAUCUUGGUCAUAAAAUUUAUUUUUGUAGCAAAUUUUGAUGUUUUGUAAGGGGGGUCAACUCAAAAUAUAGGUAACCAGGUCAAAUCUUACAAAAACAAAAACACUCCAUACGCCAGAGUUUUGGUUCAAUAAUGAUGAAACUUGACCAGGAUGUUUGUCUUGACAAUAUCUAGGUAAAGUUUGACAUUUGGUAAAGAGUGAAUGAACCGACUCCUCUCAUGUGAGCGAACUAGGGCCAUCUUGGCCCUCUUGUUAUAGUAGUUAAUGUUUGUUUUUAGCUCACCUGAGCACAACGUGCUCAUGGUGAGCUUUUGUGAUUGCUUUUUCUCCGUUGUCCGUUGUGCGGCGUCAACAUUUGCCUUGUUAACUCUCUAGAGGCCACAUUUAUUGUUCAAUCUUCAUGAAAUUUGGUCAGAAGAUUGGUUUCAAUGAUUUCUUGGAUGAGUUCGAAAAUGGUUUUGGUUUGAUUAAAAACAUGGCCACCAGGGGCGAGGCAUUUUUCCUUAUAUGGCUGUAUAUAUGGCUAUAGUAAAACCUUGUAAACACUCAAGAGGCCACAUUUAUUUUCCAAUCUUCAUGAAAUUUGGUCAGAAGAUUGGUCUCAAUGAUAUCUUGGAUGAGUUCGAAAAUAAUUAUGGUUGCUUGAAAAAAAUAGCUUCCAAGGGGUGGGGCAUUUUUCUUUAUAUGGCUAUAGUAAAAUCUUGUUAACACUCUAGUUAUAAUUAAGGGUAGGAAUGAAUCCUGAAUUUUAUCUAUUG
This is a messenger RNA of Dreissena polymorpha, 4996 nucleotides long. RefSeq lists its product as uncharacterized. Gene Ontology annotation, cellular component: cytoplasm. The record is from RefSeq and is a predicted model, not a curated record. The coding region runs from base 753 to 2558 and encodes 601 amino acids. Lineage: Eukaryota; Metazoa; Mollusca; Bivalvia; Myida; Dreissenidae. The transcript has 3 exons.